AUGUACGGGAUGAACUCUGGGGAGAUGGGUCUCAUUUACUUGGCUGUUUUGGCUGCUGUGGUCGUUGCCGGUGUGCCAUAUCUGGGUUUCAUCCAUUUCGUUGUCGAUAAAGCAACGAAGGAGGGGAGGAAGAUCCAACCGGAGACAAAAUUGUUGCCGGCUUUGGUGGCGUGUUUCUUCAUGCCAACUGGACUGUUUCUCUUUGCCUGGGCGUCGAAUCCUGGGAUCCAUUGGAUUGUACCGACUACUGGGGUAUUUCUGGCCAGUGGAGCGUUUUGCAUCAUCAUCCAGAGUGUCUUUGUUUACAUCGCUCUUGCCUACCCUGCAUAUGUGUCCAGCUUGUUCGCAGCAAAUACAUUUUGUCGUGCCGUUUUGGCGCUAGCGGCGGUAUUGUGGAGUGAACCGUUAUAUCAUGAUCUGGGAGUUGGGCGAGGUACGAGUAUUUUAGGUGGUUUGUGUGUUGGGUGUAUUGCUGGUGUGUUCGUGCUGUGGCAUUGGGGUCAGAAUCUCCGAGCAAGAAGUCGUUUUGCAGUCAGUGAAUGA
Cadophora gregata is the source of this 543-nucleotide messenger RNA. RefSeq lists its product as uncharacterized. The coding region runs from base 1 to 543 and encodes 180 amino acids. The transcript has a single exon. NCBI's taxonomy places the organism in Eukaryota, Fungi, Ascomycota, Leotiomycetes, Helotiales, Ploettnerulaceae. Gene Ontology annotation, biological process: xenobiotic detoxification by transmembrane export across the plasma membrane. Gene Ontology annotation, molecular function: fluconazole transmembrane transporter activity. The record is from RefSeq and is a predicted model, not a curated record.